This is a messenger RNA of Cuscuta epithymum, 1604 nucleotides long. Lineage: Eukaryota; Viridiplantae; Streptophyta; Magnoliopsida; Solanales; Convolvulaceae. The record is from the annotation of a GenBank genome assembly.
CUCGAAUCUGUCCCACACCUUGGUUAAUGGCCUAUAGGAGUAUAGGGUCGACCUGUUUUCAUGUGAAUACUAGGAAAAGGAAAACCACAACACCAAGAACAGAUCCCUAAUUUCGUAGUCACGCAUUGCAUUUGCAGGCCCGUUAUCCAUUUUACAAUAUCAAACUUGAACGAGACGCAUUCGCAAUUCUUCGUGUCUUAACUUUGAGGUUUAAUUUUCAGAAGUGAAAAGGAGGAUAAGGAGAAGAAGAAGCUGAUGGGGGUCGAUUACUACAAGAUAUUGCAGGUGGAUAAGAAUGCAAAAGAUGAAGAGCUGAAAAGAGCUUACAGGAAAUUGGCUAUGAAGUGGCACCCUGACAAGAACCCCAGCAACAAGAAAGAUGCCGAGGCUAAAUUCAAACAGAUCUCUGAAGCUUAUGAUGUUUUAAGUGAUCCACAGAAGAGGGCAGUGUAUGAUCAAUACGGUGAAGAAGGACUUAAAGGUCAAGUACCACCACCACAAGAGGCUGGGGGACGUGGUGGAACCACAUUCUUCCAUUCAGGGGAUGGGCCAAAUAUGUUUAGAUUCAACCCCAGAAAUCCAAAUGAUAUUUUUGCUGAAUUUUUUGGCGGUGGAAGUCCAUUUGGUGGGAUGGGUGGAGGUGGGAGUGGGAUGCGAGGAGGCACUUCAAGAUUCCCCACUUCGCUAUUUGGGGAUGAUAUGUUUAGUUCAUUCGGGGAGAGCCGUUCAGUGAGUUCGGCGGGCCCACGGAAAGCAUUGCCGAUUGAAAGGAAAUUGCCUUGUAGCUUGGAAGAGCUCUACAAGGGAACCACCAAGAAGAUGAAAAUCUCAAGGGAGAUUGCUGAUGCAAGUGGGUCAAACAUGCAGGUAGAAGAAAUAUUAACCAUAACCAUCAAACCUGGUUGGAAGAAGGGAACAAAAAUCACAUUCCCAGGAAAAGGGAACGAAGAGCCAAAUGUGAUUCCCGCAGAUCUUGUCUUCAUAAUCGAUGAGAAACCACACAGUAGAUUCACAAGAGAAGGGAAUGAUCUUGUUGUGGUAGAGAGAGUGUCACUUGUUGAGGCAUUAACAGGUUAUACAGUCCAUUUGACGACACUUGAUGGAAGAAACUUGACAGUGCCUGUAAACACUAUCAUAAACCCGAAUUAUGAAGAAGUGGUCCCAAAUGAAGGGAUGCCAAUACCUAAAGAUCCGUCAAAGCGAGGGAACUUGAGGAUAAAGUUUACCAUCCAAUUUCCUGCAAGGUUGACCGCAGAGCAGAAGGCUGGGAUCAACAAAUUGCUUGCUUAAAUUCUUCCUUGCUUUCAAGUGAUUUUGCAAUCUUUAAGGAUAUAAUCUACGGAGUGUCUUAUACGGAGUAUAUGAUAUGAUGCACAUUACUAAGAAUUCACGAGCUCAAGUUGUCUAGUCUAUUACUAUUAUAAAGUCUAUGUUUCUCAUAUGGUGUGAUCAGCCUCUUAUAGCCCCCUCAUAACAAAUGUGAAUCAAUUAUGUGUUUUCCUCAACACAUUGCUAGAGUUGCUGAACACCCUACUGCCCCUACAUGAUGUUAGCACAAUGCUACCAGUAUUUGAAGCAGAUGUAAAAAUUGGCAUUCUUCAUAG